AUGGUAAUUUCCUUAUCACCAAAUCCUUCGCAUGACACGCUGUACUCAAAGGUGAGAGGUUUUGGGGGGACGGUCCCCUGGUGGGCGGAGAACGCUGGUGCAGUGGGAGACUUCAGCUCCGAUCCAGGUCUUUGCACCGUUCGGUCCGGCCCGCAGGGCUCGCUCUUGCCCUUCGUCUGGGAGGCAGAGGAACUGGGCGGGCUGGGCGGCGACCCCGCCCCCGGCAACAGCGAGCUGUUGGGGAUAGGAGAGAGUGCGGAGCACGGAAAGAGCAAGCCGAGUAAGCCCGAGCCCCGCCCCACCUCGCCUCAAUCCAGCCGCCGACGUCUGCUGUGCUCUGGUCGCCAUGGUGACCAAUUGAGGCUCGGUCCCGCCCCCGCCCCCUUGCCCCGGCCCCCUGACGUCGGUGCACGUCAGCGGCGGCGCGCGCCUGGCUGGGCCCUGCGGAGCGGGAGGGUAGGAGCCACGGAGCGAGCGGAGCGGCUGUUGCCGGAGCUGAGCCCCGCCGCCCGCUUGCGCUCAAGUCCUCGGUGUCCAGCAGCGGGUCCCAGCAUGGUCAUGGCGGAUGGUCCGAGGCACUUGCAGCGCGGGCCUGUCCGGGUGGGGUUCUACGACAUCGAGGGCACGCUGGGCAAGGGCAACUUCGCCGUGGUGAAGCUGGGGCGGCACCGGAUCACCAAGACGGAGGUAGCAGUGCAGAUAGUUAAUGAAACAAGACUUGAUAGCCAAAUGACCAUGGAAAACAUUGAACACUUAAAAGUGAAUGAGAAUAACUUGAAUUCAUAUUAUCUUGCUAAUCAUGGCCGGUUGAAUGAGUCUGAGGCCAGGCGUAAAUUCUGGCAAAUCUUAUCUGCUGUUGAUUAUUGUCAUGGCCGGAAGAUUGUGCACCGUGACCUCAAGGCUGAAAAUCUCCUGCUGGAUAACAACAUGAAUAUCAAAAUAGCAGAUUUUGGUUUUGGAAAUUUUUUUAAAAGUGGUGAACUGCUGGCAACAUGGUGUGGCAGCCCCCCUUAUGCAGCCCCAGAAGUCUUUGAAGGACAGCAGUAUGAAGGACCACAGCUGGAUAUUUGGAGCAUGGGAGUAGUUCUCUACGUCCUUGUCUGUGGAGCUCUCCCUUUUGAUGGACCGACUCUUCCAGUUUUGAGGCAGAGGGUUCUAGAAGGAAGAUUCCGGAUUCCAUAUUUCAUGUCAGAAGAUUGUGAGCACCUCAUCCGCAGGAUGUUGGUCUUAGACCCAUCCAAACGGUUAACCAUAGCGCAAAUCAAGGAGCAUAAAUGGAUGCUGGUAGAAGUUCCGGUACAAAGACCUGUUCUCUAUUCACAAGGGCAAGAAAAUGAACCAUCCAUAGGGGAGUUUAAUGAGCAGGUUCUGCGAUUGAUGCACAGCCUUGGAAUAGAUCAACAGAAAACCAUUGAGUCUUUGCAGAACAAGAGCUAUAACCACUUUGCUGCCAUUUAUUACUUGUUGGUGGAGCGCCUGAAAUCACAUAGGAGCAGUUUUCCUUUGGAUCAGAGACUUGAUGCCCGCCAGCGUCGGCCUAGCACCAUUGCUGAACAAACAGUUGCCAAGGCACAAACUGUGGGACUCCCAGUGACCAUGCAUCCACCGAACAUGAGGCUGAUGCGCUCUACUCUUCCACAGGCAUCCAAUUUGGAGGCCUUUUCAUUCCCAGCGUCUGGUUGUCAGGCAGAAGCAGCCUUUAUGGAAGAAGAGUGUGUUGAUACUCCAAAGGUAAAUGGCUGUCUGCUUGACCCUGUGCCUCCCAUGCUGGUGAGGAAAGGAUGCCAGUCGUUGCCCAGCAACAUGAUGGAGACCUCCAUCGAUGAAGGACUGGAGACAGAAGGAGAAGCAGAGGAAGACCCCAGCCACGCCUUUGAAGCAUUUCAGUCCACGCGCAGUGGGCAGAGACGGCACACUCUGUCAGAAGUAACCAAUCAGCUGGUGGUGAUGCCUGGCUCAGGGAAAAUUUUCUCCAUGAGUGACAACCCCUCACUUGACAGUGUGGACUCCGAGUAUGAUAUGGGGUCUGUUCAGAGGGACCUAAACUUUCUGGAGGACAACCCUUCCCUUAAGGACAUCAUGUUAGCCAAUCAGCACUCACCCCGCAUGACCUCUCCUUUCGUCAGCCUGAGACCUGCCAACCCAGCCAUGCAGGCACUGAGCUCCCAGAAACGAGAGGCCCACAACAGGUCUCCUGUGAGCUUCCGAGAGGGCCGCAGGGCAUCGGAUACCUCCCUCACCCAAGGAAUCGUGGCAUUUAGACAACAUCUUCAGAAUCUGGCUAGAACCAAAGGAAUCCUAGAGCUGAACAAAGUGCAGUUGCUAUAUGAACAAAUAGGAUCUGAGGCUGACCCUCACCUGGCAUCAGCUGCUUCUCAGCUCCAAGACCUUGCUAGCAGCUGCCCUCAGGAGGAAGUUUCUCAGCAGCAGGAAAGUGUCUCAGGUCUACCUAACAGUGUGCAUCCUCAGCUUGCCCGGCGGCAGAGCCUGGAAACCCAGCACCUACAGCACAGACUCCAGAAACCCAGCCUUCUGUCAAAGAACCAGAACACCUGUCAACUUUAUUGUAAAGAGCCACCCCGGAGCCUUGAACAGCAGCUGCAGGAACACAGGCUCCAACAGAAACGACUGUUCCUGCAGAAGCAAUCUCAGCUGCAGGCAUAUUUUAACCAGAUGCAGAUAGCAGAGAGCUCCUAUCCACAACCCAGUCAGCAACUGCCCCAUCCUCACCAGGACAGUCCCCCAGCACCACAGCAGCCACCGCCAUUCAGCCUGGCCCAGCCCCUGAGCCCUGUCCUGGAACCUUCCUCUGAGCAGAUGCAAUACAGCCCUUUCCUCAGGCAGUACCAGGAGAUGCAGCUGCAGCCCCUGCCCUCUGCACCAGGCUCCCGUGCGCCUCCACCACUGCCCGCACAGCUGCAGCAGCCUCCGCCACCGCCGCCUCCUCCACCCCCCCAACGACCCGGAGCUGCUCCACCACCCUUACCAUUCUCGUAUCAGACUGGCGAGCUGCCGAGUGCUGCUUCCCCUGAGCCAGACUACCCCAUUCCCUGUCAGUAUUCCAUGGACGGAGCCGAGCCAAGUGGCAUAGCAGUGCCGGACUCUCCCAGGAGCCCAGGACUGCAGGAGGCGCCCUCCAGCUAUGACCCUUUAGCCCUCUCUGAGUUACCUGGACUCUUUGAUUGUGAAAUGCUAGAGGCUGUGGAUCCGCAGCCCAGUGGGUAUGUUCUGGUGAAUUAA
Orycteropus afer afer is the source of this 3240-nucleotide messenger RNA. The record is from RefSeq and is a predicted model, not a curated record. Lineage: Eukaryota; Metazoa; Chordata; Mammalia; Tubulidentata; Orycteropodidae.